Molecule: messenger RNA, 588 nt
Organism: Neltuma alba
Lineage: Eukaryota; Viridiplantae; Streptophyta; Magnoliopsida; Fabales; Fabaceae
Product: transcription factor MYB114-like
Exons: 3
Coding region: 1-588 (195 amino acids)
Biological process (GO): regulation of DNA-templated transcription; cell differentiation
Cellular component (GO): nucleus
Molecular function (GO): transcription cis-regulatory region binding
Source: RefSeq, a predicted model, not a curated record
AUGGCUUCUAGGUCUGAUGUUUCUAUAAAGAGAAAAGUUAUGAAGCCAUCGGAAGCAAUUCCAAACGUGCCUACCUGCAAGGCAGCUUGGACUCCAGAAGAAGACUCAAAACUAGCUCAGGCUAUUGCGCUUCAUGGAGCUCAAAGGUGGAAGUUCAUAGCAGCCAGAGCAGGUCUUAAUAGGAGUAGCAAGAGUUGCAGGCUAAGAUGGUUGAAUUAUCUGAGGCCUAACAUUAAGAGAGGGAACAUAUCAGAGGAAGAAGAAGACUUGAUAAUUCGCCUUCAUAAACUCCUCGGAAACAGGUGGUCCUUAAUUGCGGGAAGAUUACCAGGAAGAACAGAUAAUGAAAUAAAAAACUACUGGAACUCUCAUUUGUGCAAGAAGGUGAAGCCAAGUGAUGUAUUGCGCCCAGAUAAAAGAGAAGAUAAACAAGAAGAGAUCAUAAUGGUGGUGGAAGAAGAUAAUUCAAAUAUUGACUCAUCAAAGCUCCAUUUUGAUUAUGUGGAUGAUGAUGAGUUCUUUAAUUUCUCCGAAGAAGAGGGCUCCCUCAAUCUGGAAUGGCUCAGGGAACUCCUUCAAUCCAACUAG